Molecule: messenger RNA, 702 nt
Organism: Vicia faba (fava bean)
Lineage: Eukaryota; Viridiplantae; Streptophyta; Magnoliopsida; Fabales; Fabaceae
Source: the annotation of a GenBank genome assembly
AUGAAACAAAACGGUGCCGAUGAUGGUUUACUGUGCGAGAGGAGUUAUGAUGAGGAAAUUAUGAACUUACAUGUCACGCAUUUAGAAGAAGAGAUUAUCAAAUUGAAGGGUCAAGUUGAGAAGAGUGAAAACAAGGUUGAUGAUUUGUCGGAAAAAUUGAAGUUGAAAGAGGAAGAGUUGCAUAAUCUGAAAGAGUUUUCUGAUAAAGUGGUUUACAAGUCCAAGGUUGGGUUGGUUGUAAUUGGUAGUUUUUGUUGUUUUUUUUAUCUGUUGGAUUUGCUUCUGCUUUGGUACUCCUUGUGCCUCUUUUUGGGGUUUUAUUGUAUUUUUUCGGAAAAAUUGAAGUCGAAAAAGGAAGAGUUGCGUAAUCUGAAAGAGUUUUCUGAUAAAGAGAUUUACAACUUGAAGGCUCAAAUUGAGGAAUGUGAAGCCAAAAAACAUGUUCACGAGAUAGCUAAUGAAAAGCUCAAGAUAUCAGAAGAUGAAAAUGAAGUUUUAAGGAAGGAGCUUGAGAGUAAGUCAUGUGAGACUCAUGAAUUGCAAGGUCAGCUUAUAGAGGCAGAAGAAAAUAUGGCUGAAUCAGAUUUGGAGUUAGUUUCAGGGAGAAAACAUAUUCAAAUACUAGAAAACUUGGUUAUAAUAUAUGAGCAAGAGGUGCAAAAAUUGAAAUCUAAAAUGCUUGAUUCACAGGAUAACUUUUAA